AUAUAUUUAACAUAUAUUAUAUAUACGAUAAUAUGUUUAUACCUAUGCAUCUCGUAUCACGUUAAUGUUUCGCCGCCGCGUGCCGUACAUAUAUACAAAUCAUAUUGUAUCUAGAUUACUCACAUGUAUAUGUUUUAAUAUCAAUAAAUAAAUAUUGUUUUAUUUUACCAGGCCGCGAUUAAUUCCUUUUAUUAUAUAUUUUUGUCUGAUUAAGACGUUGUACUUUGUUGAUUCAUUAUUAAUCGAACGGGCUUCCACAGAUGCUCAAAAAUGUCUGCUGAAAGCUAAGACACCUCCGUGGUGUGUGCUCAAUAAUAUGCAACAAACUCAACAGCACUUUUCUUCUUCAGAAUACGAGUUACAACAGCAACAGCCACAAUAUCUUGGCAAACAUGAUGCAGCUGUCAAAUAUAUGCAACAACUUGGAUUGCAUAAACAAAAUAUAAAAGUUGAUUCUGAAAUCAGACCUUGUCUUGUUGCUGAAAAUGUGAUUAGUGAUCAAAAUAGUAGUUGUGGUAGCCCACCAUUAUCAAUUGUUGUAAAUGGAGAUGAACAACAUGGUUCAAGUACUCCAGUACCUUCUUCAGCCUCUAUAUCACGAUCCAAACCACAAGCUUGUCGUAUUUGUGGACGUGUUCUUGCUUCUACUUCUUCAUAUUAUGUUCAUCUAAAAUCACAUUCAAAUAAUAAGCCUUAUCGUUGUACACAGUGUGAAGCAUGUUUUUGUCGUAAACCUUACUUAGAAGUACAUAUGAGAACUCACACUGGUGAAAGACCAUACCAAUGUAAUUUAUGUCUUAAAAAAUUCUCUCAAAAAAGCAGUCUUAAUAUUCAUAAAAGAGUUCAUACAGGCGAACGUCCAUAUUCUUGUGACAUUUGCAAGAAAACUUUUGCUGUUAAAAGUUAUGUCGUUUCUCAUAAGUGGAGUCAUAUGACUGAAAAACCGUUUGUUUGUGAACAAUGUCAACUGUCAUUUAAUUCUAAGAUCCAAUUUGUUACCCAUAUUAGAUCUCAUGAUUUGGGACCUGCACACUGUUGUCAGUUUUGUGGAAAAGCAUUCGUGAAGGGAUGUUUUUUAGUUAGGCAUAUUAAUAAAGUGCACCGUUUCAAUGUUGCUGCAGCUACAGCAGCAAAUGACCACGAACCUGUACACAGUUCCUAUAUGCAAUCUGACACUAACUAUUCUAGCAUACGCUUUGAUCCUCGAGAAAUCAGCAUACUACCAACUACUAAAAAUGGUCCCCGUUUCUUAGGACCUACUUCACAUAGUUCAGAUGUUCCACCUCCAUUAACUCAUCUAACACCAAUGAUGUUGGGUCCACCUCAAAAUACUCGAGCAUAAAUUUUAUGUAUAUAAAAUAAUAUAAAUAGUAGAUUAUUUAUUUAAAUAAAUAUAAUAAUUAAGAAUUUUUUUAGUUUUAUCAGCUUAAUUUCAAAAUAAUGUUAGUUAUUCUUGUAUAAUGGCAUCAUCUUUAUUAAUAAAACCUAUUUAUAAUCAGCAUUCUUUUCUUACUCAAAAGCUGUUUUAUUUUUGUAAUAAUUAAAUGUAUAAUUGAAAAAUGACAUUUUUUGUACUUCAUAUUGAAUUAAUACUAAUUAUUCAGAUAUUAAUCAAUAAUUACUUUAUUUUACAAUCCAAUUAAAAAACAGAAUUUAAUGUGUAAAUUAAUGUAAACAUUUCUUUGAUGCCAAUUUAUAAGGGAUAAAAUUAGAAUAUCAUUUUUUUAACAUUAUUAAAUCUUUUUAGAAGAUAUAUAAGUUAAUUUCACUUCCGAAAAAAAUGUAUGACUAUAUUUUGCCGAUAAAAUAUUUAUCACAUAAUCCUUAUACAAUUUAUCUUUUUGAUAAUUCAAUAGACGUCUACAUAAUUUAUAUUCUUGAUUUAUAUUAUAUAUGUUGUAUAUAAUGUGUCUUUUUCUUGGUUAUUUAAAGGAAAAAACUAUUGUGGAUGUUUUAGAUUCACCCUUGACUAUAUUUUUAGAAACAUAGAACAAACAAUAACUAAGAAUAAAUUGUAGUUAAAUAAUAUUUUAUUAGAAUGUACUAAAAUCUGUUAUAUUUAACAUUAAUUAAUAGUUUUUUUUUUUUAAGUAAAUUUUUCUUUCAAGUUUAUAUAUUGAUAUACUUAAACUUCAUUAUUGAACUGAAAUUUUGUUUUGCUGGUACAGAAUGUUUUAAGAAACCGAAUAGCAAUAUAUAUUUAUGUACACUUUUUGUUACAUAUAUGCUGAAGAAUAGUAAACAAAUAUUGUGAUUCUAAUAUUUAGGGUAUUCUUACACAUUUUUUAUAAGUGAAGUUUCUAAGAUUUCUGAUAUUAGAUUAACUGUAUUUUAUUAUACUUAAUAAUUUUGCUUUGUAUAUUUAUUACAAAAAUUAACAAAUUAUUCAUCAUGAUUAUUUUUACUGUCUGUAAGUUUUUUCCUAGUGAUAUAAACUCAUAUAAAAAUGAUUUUUUUAUUUUUUGUUGAAAUUUGUAAUUUUAGUUAUCAAAAGUACUCUAUAAACUAUGGGGAGAAAUACAUAUAAUUUUACUUAUCACCUUAGUUACAAAAAUAUCCUGAUGCCACAUCAAGCCAUUUAAAUGGUAGUAUGUUGUGAUUUAUAUUUUCUAUGGCCUAGGUGCUAUCAUGUAAAAUAGAUGCACUUAGUGUGAUGCCAAAUUUAAGGUAAACUGCUGAAGUAUUUUUAAAAAGAAAAUUUAUAUGCUAUUAGUUUACAAUUAAGAACUUUUGACACUUUUUUGUGUAAAAUUAUGAUUUUUAAAAGUUUUCUUUUAAAAUGCAAAAUAAUUGAUAGCAUCACUUAAAGUGCACAUAUUAGAAUAUACUGUAUAAGUUUUCAUAAAUGAUAAUUGGUUUCCUUAGUUUAUUAUGCGAUUUAAUGUAUUUUAAUGUUUAUAUAAUAUAUUUUAUAAAUAAACAAAUAGCAUUUACUACCAAAUGUAGCUAUAAUAUUUUGAUACUAGAAUAAAAAUAUUAAUUUUAAGACAAAAAAAGGGAAAUCCUUUUAAUAGACUUUGGUAGACUGAAAUUAAUUUUCACAAAAAUAUUGGUUUUUUGUUAACUAUAUGUAAGUUAUAAAAUAAAAUUUGAUUGUAAAAUAUUUCUGCAAUAUGAACAAAUGUAUGUUUUUAUGACAGUAAAUUAGAUUUAUAAAUAAAAUUACCCACAUCUUAUGUUUAUUUAUUACUUUUGUAAAAAAUUAUAAUGCUUAAUUGGUUAAAAUUUUAUCUACCACUCGCAUUCUGAAUUAUUAGAUUGUUAUAAUUAUAUAGAUAUGAAGUAUAUUGUACUUGGUAAUAAAUUUUUUUAUGUCCUUAGAAUGAAAAGGUUUCUUUUUAUUUAAUAUUAUUUAAUAUUGUACAACAGAAAUGGCAACUUAAAAAAUAAAUUAUCAUAUAAAAUGUGUA
Daktulosphaira vitifoliae (grape phylloxera) is the source of this 3410-nucleotide messenger RNA. Its product is annotated as zinc finger protein 182-like. NCBI's taxonomy places the organism in Eukaryota, Metazoa, Arthropoda, Insecta, Hemiptera, Phylloxeridae. Gene Ontology annotation, molecular function: DNA-binding transcription factor activity, RNA polymerase II-specific; RNA polymerase II cis-regulatory region sequence-specific DNA binding. The record is from RefSeq and is a predicted model, not a curated record. Bases 317 to 1342 code for a protein of 341 amino acids. Gene Ontology annotation, biological process: regulation of DNA-templated transcription. The transcript has 6 exons.